UCUGAAACGUCAACAUGAUCGUGAUGGAAUCUGCUAAUCAAAUUGUGAAUUUUCAUUGAUUUUUUAAAAAUUUACGUCGAAAUUUGCGGAUAUUUUAAUAAAAAUUACUUUUGUGAACAGUGACACUAUAGGCUAUGUGGUUAAAAUAUGAAGUUUGCUGGUAUUUGCUCAAAUAAAUAAAGUGUAAUCAAAAGUUGUUGAUGGUGAUCAGCUUUUAGUGCGAUAAACUGGCAAAAUGUCUCUUCCUGGUAAUGGAAUCUUCGUCGUGCAGGGCGAGAUGGCAAUGCUCGUCACUGCCAUGCGACGGAGUACUCGCUGGGGCUCUCAUAGCUUUCCAAACGAAGAAUACGAUGUGCUCAUGCGAACCUUCCAAGAUCUCAAGACUAUCUUGAAUCAAGUGGAUGACUUGCGGCUCCUGGACCCCGCCACGUAUCUGAGCCCCUUCCUAGAAGUGAUUAGAAGCAAGGAGACCACUGGUCCAGUGACCAGCCUUGCACUUUCUGCGAUACACAAGUUUUUAUCUUAUGGACUGAUAGACCCGACGCACCCCAGCGUGCCCGCCACGGUGGAGGACAUAGCUGAUGCUGUGACACACGCACGGUUCGUCGGCACUGACCACUCUUCCGACGGAGUGGUUCUCAUGAAGAUAUUACAAGUCCUUCGAACUCUGAUGCUGAGCCCCGAAGGUGCUAUGCUGACAGAUGAGAGCGUCUGCGAGAUCAUGCUCAGCUGUUUCCGGAUAUGCUUCGAAACAAGACUCACUGAGUUGCUUCGGAGGAACGCGGAACAAUGUCUUCGAGAUAUGACGCAGUUGAUCUUCAUGCGGCUGCCGCAGUUCCCGCCGGAGGACAAUGCUUCAGCGAGCUUCUCGACCGUCGGCCUGUCGCUAAAGAAAAGAGAAAAGACCAGCAAGAAGAAGAGUUUGACUAGCAUUAACAGCGCUACAAGUACUUUGGAAAGGAAGUCGUCAAUUAGUGAACAGCCCACGACUCCCGCCGCGGAGUUGGAAGCUGAUGCUGAUGCAAGCAAAACUGACCUCAGACACAGUCAAGACAAACACCUUCUAAACGAAGCCGAGAUAACAAUAGAACCGGUCGACUCAGUAAAGAGUCCGGUCAAGAAACAUGGCCGCCAUUCGUCCAUGGACCUGGCGGCCAACGGGAACACGUCCAUCACGCAGCUGCUGGAGAAGUGCGUCAGCGCCGACAGUGCUGACGAAAAGGUGGAGCCCGCUGAAGAAGCGGAGAAGACUGACGAAGUUAAGGAGGUGGAGAAGGAAGUAAUCGAAGCUCCGGUCCCGGAGCCAGAGAGCAUAGAACCUACGACACCGGAACCAAUUACCGAAGACCUGAGCGACAAGCCAGCGGAGUACGUCAACCACCGCGGCAUCAGGUUCACGCCGCAGGAGGACGCCAACCUGCAGCCGUACGGGCUGGUCUGCGUCAGGGAGCUGUUCAGGUUCCUGAUCUCGCUGUGCAAUCCACUGGACAGUCAGAACACGUCUGGUAUGGUGCACCUAGGCCUGUCUCUAGUGGGCACAGCCCUAGAGGUGUCCGCUGACCAGCUGGCAAAGUACCCAUCCCUGUUAUACCUGGUCAAAGACCCGCUCUGCAGAAACCUAUUGAGUUUACUGAGCACGGAGAGGAUAUCAAUAUUCGCGCUCGAUCUCCAAGUAUCAUUCCUGCUCUUCGAAGCACUCCGUACCCAUCUUAAGUUUCAAAUGGAAGCUUUCUACAAGAAGAUCAUAGAAAUCAUAUCAGCUGACACGACGAAGGCUAUUUACGAGUUGAAAGAGAUCCACCAUCUUGCGCUCGAAAGCCUCGCACAGAUGUUCAGGAUACCAGGACUCUGUGCAGAAAUAUACCUCAACUAUGACUGUGACGUGUACUGUAUGGACAUAUUCGAAGAACUCACGAAACUACUGUCCAAAAACGUCGUCUCCUCAACAGCGUACAACAUCCAUUCCCUAUCUUUAGAAGCCUUAAUGACAAUAAUCGAAGCAAUCGAAAUGAGCUGCAACCAAAACAAAGAAGUGAAAGCCGAAAUAGAAAUACCGAAUGGGGAAGACGAGAAAGAGAGGGACGCUCGAGGCGGGCACGUGUCGCUGGAGCUGGGCGGGCUGGACGACGUGUCCGUGGUGAGCGACCACGUGACCCACGACAUCAGCCAGUACUUCGGCUGCGGGAGGACCGGCAGGCACAAGCCCUCCGCCGACCUGCCGUCCGAAGCCGAGCUCGACAACAUCAAGAACAUGAAAAAGUGGGUGACGCAAGGCACGGAGAUGUUCAACCAGAAGCCGGAGCGCGGCAUCGAGUUCCUGCAGGAGCACGGGGUGCUGACCACGCCGCUAGACCCGCACGAAGUUGCCAUCUUCCUCAGGGAAAACCCGGAUCUGGACAAGAAAAUGAUUGGUGAAUAUAUCUGCAAGCGCUCGUCUCGCGGUGAGGACGAGGACGGUGGACCCUCAGUCCUGGGCGCCUUCGCAGACAGCUUCGACUACGCCGGCUUGAGGAUAGACCAGGCUCUGCGACUGUACUUGGAGACAUUCAGACUUCCCGGAGAAGCACCACUCAUCUUCCUCGUUAUGGAGCGAUUCGCUGAACGGUGGCAUAGCACGAAUGGAGAGCCAUUCGCGAACACUGACGCGGCCUUCCGGCUGGCCUACUCCGUGAUCAUGCUGAACAUGGACCAGCACAACCACAACGCCAAGAAACUCAACGUACCCAUGACGGUUGAGGACUUUGUCAAGAACCUCAGGGGGCUGAAUGGCUCUGAGGACUUCGAUCAAAGUAUGCUUGAAGCUAUAUUCCAUUCUAUCAAGAACGAAGAAAUGGUGAUGCCAGCAGAACGUACCGGCCUCGUACGUGAAGCCUACCUGUGGCGCGUGCUGCAGCGGCGUGGCGCAGGUAACGGCGCCCGCUACCGCGCGGUGCCCGCCCACCACCAGCACCACGCCAGGCUGUUCACCGUCGCCUGCCCGCCCACCGUGACGGCACUAUCAGCUGCCUUCGAGCGCGCAUCACCACCUACCGUCGAGGAGUUGGAAACCAACAAGUCCCGGGAGACGGGAGCCUUGAUGGCGCUGAACGGACUCGAACGCUGUGCCUCCCUGAUCGCAAGACUGCCUCCCGACUGCAUAACCCUCGAUACACUACUGCUGACUCUGUGCAAGUUUACUGGGUUGCUAGCGCCGCAAUAUGCCAAUUAUAUCGCUAUAGGAGUAGCACUGGGUCAGUCCAGCAAGGCACAGUUGGCUCUACGCCGCGCAUGCGCAGUGGCGGCGCGACACGCGGACUGCGUGCGCGACUCGUGGCGCCAUCUGCUGGAGAUUGUAAAAACUCUGUAUAUUGGACGGCUUUUACCUAAGUGUCUAAUAGAAGCCGAGGACUACUUAGCCCCGAACGGCACUGUGUCUCUCAUACGGGAAGCCGCGCGUGGCUCGGAGGCCGGCCUGCUCUCCAGCAUCUACUCCUACAUAGCGCUCGGUGAAACAGGCAUGCGAGCCCCGACGCCUCAUGAGAAGACGCUGAUCGAUGCCGCGACGGAGUGCGUCGCGAAGUGCAACCUGCCCGGUCUGCUUAUUACUGAAACUAAAUUCUUGCAGCUAGAUAGUUUACAGGAGUUGGUCCGUGCCAUGGUAGUAGUUGGUACACCACCUGACACCGACAGUCUUCAGCUCAACCCUCAACUGGAAGACAUCACCAUAUUCUUUUUAGAGCUACUGGGACAGACUCUAAUACAGAACAGAGACCGGCUGCUGAGCGUGUGGGAGGACGCCAGUGCGCAGCUGCAGCGCGCGGUGUGGUGGGCGGGCCCCCGCGGGCCGGGCCCGCUGCGGCGCGCGCUGACGGCGCUGCUGCGCACGGCGGCGCGCCUCAUGCGCUGCGACGCCGCCGCGCCGCACGUGCUGCACCAUCUCACGCUGCUGUUCCAGCUGCCCUACAAGCUGUUCUACCAGCAGGCGGACGUCAUCUCGUGCGGCAUGUACGAGAUAGUGAAGACGUCCGCUCAGAACGUGCACAGUGCGCAGGAGUGGGACAUCGUGUUCGCGCUGCUGUGUGCCGCCGGCGCGGGCGCCUGGCCCAACGACGCGCAGCCCACUAGUCCAGCCGCCUCGAGCAGAUCUGAAGGUUCAGAAGACGAGAGCGACAGGAGACCGACCAGCGUCUCCUCCGAGAGUGAACUAUCACACUCGCCGCAGACACAGGGAUGGAUACUGGUGAAAAAUGAGUCAGGUCCGCAGGCCGGCUUCCCGGCCCCCGCGGCGCCGCUGCGGCUGCACCGCGCGGGCGCGCUGGCGCGCUGCUGCGAGGCGCUGGCGCUGGUGGUGCGCGACGUGGCGCACGUCACGCCCUACAACUGCCGCGCCGCCGUGCGCGCCGUCAGGCUGUUCGCCAGGGCCACGCUGCAUGAUGGCAAGAAAUCUAGCAAAUCUCGUUCCGGACGCAAGUCUCGGCCUAGCUCUGGCAGGAAGAACUACGAUGACUCCAGCGACGAGGAGGUGGAUACUCUAGAUCAGUAUCAUAUGGUCAGCAUACAGUUACUAGACCUGAUGCACACGCUACACAGCCGCACAGCACAGAUCUUCAAAUGGUGGCGAGACGAAGCCGACCAGGGACAAAGUGCUGAAGAAUACGACCUAUGGGAGGUAGCGUGGAAGCCACUACUGCAAGGUAUCGCACAAUUCUGCACGGACAGACGGAAACAGGUUGCAAACAGUGCUAUAGCAUAUCUCCAGCGGGCUCUCCUGGUGCCUGGUCUGUCUGCCAUGGGGGGCAGUGGCUGGGAGGCGUGCUUCGAGAGCGUUCUGUUCCCACUCCUGGAACAGCUGCCUCGCAGAGCUGAUACCACCGCCAGGGCCAAUACUAUCAUGUGCAAGGUGUUCCUGCAACACCUGUCGGCCCUGAGCUCGCGCGGCUCGUUCGGGCGCGUGUGGCUGCGCGUGGUGUCGCGCCAGCGCGCGCUGCUGGCCGCGCCGCCCGACGACCCGCUCACCGAGGCCGCGCUCGAGUCGCUCAAGAACAUGAUCCUAGUCAUGGACUCCGUCAGGAUAUUCAGCAACGGCGACGGCUACAAUGAAUUAUGGUACCAGACAUGGGAAAAGAUCAACGAGUUCCUGCCUAACUUGAAAGAAGAACUGUUUCCACAAGUGAAAGACACAGCCCCGCCGCCCAGCAGCCUGGCCAGCGUGCAGGGUCCCUCUCCGUCGCUGCCGGCCCUAGUACCCGUGUCCGCGGCCAGUACGCCCACACUACUACCCGUCUCCCCACCACUCCCACAGCCCACAGCACUCCCACCCAACGUGGCCAACGUGCCCAACGUACCCAACCCCCACUCCCCAAUUAACAUCGUACAAACACCGCCCUUGGUCGCCAACACGCCAACGUUGGUGGCCCCUACGCCAAUCAGUGGGAUGGUACCCAUUAGGAACCCUUUAUACGAUCAGGCUGGAUUAACAUCCUCUGUGCUACUGCAGCCUUUGAAUGAGAUGAUUUCGACCCCUAUUGGCAUGUCGAUACAGUCGCAGAUGCCGAUCCUAUACCCGCAGAGCGCUGACACGCAGACCGCCGUACCCAGACCAGACCCAUCCCGGCCAGACCUCAUGCAGAACGUCGCCUACCCCACGCCGUACCCAAUCAACCUCGUCCAACCAGACCCCACACAAACGCCAUACAUUUACAACGAGGCCCCCGAAAAUAAAGUCGCACACAGCGAGCUAUACGCCGACUACCUAACCAACCCGUACAGUGAAAUCAAAGAUGUAACGAAAGAAGCAACCCUAUACGAUCCCGAGGACCCCAAGAACCCCGAGCAAAAUCCUCUACUAGCCGUCCUAGAUAAGAAAUCCUUCAGUGCAAAUACAACACCUAUGCACAGUACGAAUAAGGCUCAAUUUGGAUCGAGUGACAACGUGAGGCAGGAUUCAGGAAUGUUCAACUUUUCGAGUUACUUUGGGUCUGUGAGUGAGGCGAUAGGGCCCGGGUCUGAGGUGUUUGACACCCUGAUGUCGACACAGGAGGGAUAGCUGAGCGACCGCGACCGGGGCACGUGGUUGUAAACGAAAUUGAGAAAGGCCAGAAGUUUCCAACAAUAUCAACUUGUAAAUAUAAAUUUCGCCGGAAUUUCAAUUUGUAUACAAAAGAGUAUACGAACAGGCAGUUUAAAAGUCCUGAUAACAUAUAUUUGCAGUCACUAAAUACAACAUUUCUGGUCUAAUCAUACAAUCUAGUUAGAAAAUACACUUAAUGUUAUAAUAUAGUUUAAUUAAAUUAUAUAUUUAAAUGUACAUGGGAUUAUUAGCCUUACCACCUUUAAAAUAAAGUCCUAUAUCAUAAGGGCAAUCACCAUUAUUUAUGUAUUCUUAGCUUGGUAUUUAAGAAAUUAUUUUAAUCAAUUUUUAAAUUAUUUUCAAGUGAUAUUUCUUCGCAUCGGCCUAAUAACAACUGGGAAUUAUAAUUUAUUUUAGAAAUAUUGUUUUAUGUAUCACAUUCCAGGCCAAUAUAUUUUUGUAUUUAUUUAAAACUUGUAAUCACUUCGUGACGAACUUUGAGGAACUGGAGAAAACUUAUGCAGUUUUCACUUCAUUACAUUACUUUCUUUAAAAAAAGUUCUGACAGACAUUGGACUAUUGAAAGCCAACCGACACAACUUUUGUAUUGUUUCUUCUGCUGAUAAUAUUCAUCUUCUUUAAUAUUCCUUAAUAUGUCAGUACUUACAUCGUAAUAAUAAUAUGUACUUACGUACUGUGCUGUUGUUUAAAAUUUCCUUACCAUUAUAUACCUCUCCCAUAGUUCGUUGCGAAGUCAUUUUAGUCCGUCCAGGCAAGUGGCAUUCGUACAGCCGAUAACUCUGAUAAUGAUCCUCACUAUGAAAGUAAAGGCCAAAAGCCAAGUUUAAAAAAGGACACACAGCAAAAUAUCCCACUUAGGUUGAUAUGUACUAACAAAAACCCCACUUAUCUAAGUGUUUUUGCAAACAGCUGUGAGUCACGUGAUCUAAGUUCUUGAUAGCGCCAUCUAUCGGUAACAUUCGUAAAUGUCACUUGUCUAGGAGGUUUUAACUACAUGUUCAUAUACGCUAAGUUAUUUAGUCCUUUCAAUGUUUAUAUUUAGAUGAAAUCGUAAGGUUUUGGACCGGAGGGAUCAUGUAAAUUGUAAUUAUCUGUUUCGUUUUGUAUAGAGAGUCAUAUAUAACUAAUAUUGUAUCAAUGUAAUAUAAUGUUUAACAAUUUAUUAUUAAAAUGUUUAUAACAUA
Trichoplusia ni (cabbage looper) is the source of this 7254-nucleotide messenger RNA. RefSeq names its product Golgi-specific brefeldin A-resistance guanine nucleotide exchange factor 1 (gene garz). The transcript has 30 exons. NCBI's taxonomy places the organism in Eukaryota, Metazoa, Arthropoda, Insecta, Lepidoptera, Noctuidae. Gene Ontology annotation, biological process: regulation of ARF protein signal transduction. The coding region runs from base 236 to 6025 and encodes 1929 amino acids. Gene Ontology annotation, molecular function: guanyl-nucleotide exchange factor activity. The record is from RefSeq and is a predicted model, not a curated record.